Messenger RNA from Phaeoacremonium minimum UCRPA7, 753 nucleotides. RefSeq names its product putative caib baif family enzyme protein. NCBI's taxonomy places the organism in Eukaryota, Fungi, Ascomycota, Sordariomycetes, Togniniales, Togniniaceae. The transcript is spliced from 2 exons. Bases 1 to 753 code for a protein of 250 amino acids. The record is from RefSeq and is a predicted model, not a curated record.
AUGGGAAAGAUCAUGGAGUGCCGUGGACAAUGUGCAGUACUUAAGGGCCGUUCAAUGAUUGCAAUGAUGCGCAAAGACUCCUUUGACCUGACUCUCUUGAACCCGUUGGAGCGCUGCACGCCACUAGCUGUAGCUGCACACUCGCUGUAUGAGAAAGCGCGACCAGAUCAGCUUCCUGACCCUGGUGGUGUGCUACACCUCAACACAGCCAAAUACGAGCUGCUUGCAGAUGGCCGUACAACGAGAUGCAGCGGCACUCGGUUUGUACCCACUCCAGUAUAUCAAGUCAAGCUCGAGGGUGUUGCCAAGGUCGGUCAUCGUGCUAUCUUUAUUGGUGGCUUUCGUGACCCGAUCUUGAUUGCCGGUUUGGACGACCUUCUCGACAGAGUACGGUCCUAUACCAAAGCCAAGAAGCGGGUCCCUUCAUCCACUGCCCCUUUGUCUGCCAUUGCUUCCGUGGUACGACACAAGAACAGUGGUCCCUUCGAGCUGACAUUCGACGUCAUGUUCGACGAUGAUGCGCACUUCCGUCGGGUGCGCAAUGCUGAUCCGCUAAAUAACGACGUCAUUUGCCGUUUAUACCACAUCAAGCCAGAGGACAUUGUUGUAAGCAUGUAUUUUGAAGCUGCGCUAGCUUGGAAGUGCACCAUUCGGCGGCCCUGGGCUCAAGGCAGUGUUGGCGAGCGGGAUACUCUCGGCACUGCCCAGCAUGCACCCCUCCUCGGUAUUGUGGUGCCACCUUUGGAAGAAUAG